Mya arenaria is the source of this 444-nucleotide messenger RNA. Its product is annotated as interferon-induced protein 44-like. The record is from RefSeq and is a predicted model, not a curated record. The coding region runs from base 1 to 444 and encodes 147 amino acids. The transcript has 2 exons. Lineage: Eukaryota; Metazoa; Mollusca; Bivalvia; Myida; Myidae.
AUGGUUUUCGUGCUGGACGCUUCGUCCCUUGACGGUCUGACCGCUGAAAUACUGCAAAAGUUUCGUGUCCUGAAAAUGUUCUGUAUCAGGAAAGGCGUAUCCCAAGCAGUUCUCCUGACUCACGUUGAACUGAUAGACCCGGAUGUUGGCAAGGAUUUGGAAACCGUCUUCAAGAGCGCCCAUGUUGCAGAGAGUGUCAAGAAAGUAUCAGAUCUUAUUGGACUUCCGCGAAACUCCAUCCAUCCCGUGAAGAACUAUAAAUGUGAAGUCGCCUCCGAUGAAAAGAUCAACUGUCUGGCUCUGCUUGCUCUCCAACAAAUUCUUUACGCUGCGGAGGAUGGAGUAGAAAAUUUGCUGAUGAAGAGAGAAUCCACCAGUAACAAACCUGGCAGAGAACUAGUGGAGGUUUGCGGCUCCGGGGAAGACUGGACCGCGGCGAUUUGA